This is a messenger RNA of Astrephomene gubernaculifera, 1169 nucleotides long. The record is from the annotation of a GenBank genome assembly. NCBI's taxonomy places the organism in Eukaryota, Viridiplantae, Chlorophyta, Chlorophyceae, Chlamydomonadales, Astrephomenaceae.
CACAUUUUGUAGCUCAUAGCUACGCCUAUUUUUCAAGUUUCUUGCUAUAGCAUUACCGAUGAAGAUGAAGCCGCAAGCAUACCAAGCCCACCGAGUCCAUCCUUUCGCUCCUGUAGCCCCUCGCACGUGUACCUUACCACAGCGAAUUGUAGUAGCCAAAGCACGCCAAUUGCCGGACGCUCUGUUGUUCGACUGCGAUGGAGUCCUGGUGGAUACAGAGCGCGACGGGCACCGCAUAAGUUUUAACGAGGCAUUCAAGCAAAAAGGUCUGGACCACGAAUGGGACGUGGAUUUAUACGGCGAACUGCUGGAAAUCGGUGGCGGCAAAGAGCGCAUGACCAAGUACUUCAACGACCACCCGGACCGGGAGCCCUUCAGGAGCACCCAGGACCCCGCAGCCCGGAAAGCCCUGGUGGCGGAGCUGCACGCGCUCAAGACGGCGCUGUUCACGCAGCUGGUGGAGUCAGGGGCGAUGCCGCUGCGGCCGGGAGUGGCCAGGCUCGUGGGCGAGGCCAUCUCCGCUGGUGUGCCGGUUGCUGUCUGCUCCACCUCCAAUGAGAAGGCCGUGAGCUCCAUUGUGCGGGUCAUGCUGGGGCCACAGGUGGCGGAGGUGAUGCGGGUCUUUGCAGGAGACAUCGUGCCCAAGAAGAAGCCCGAUCCCGCCAUCUACCUGCUAGCAGCGCGGGAGCUGGGAGUAGACCCCGCGAGGUGUGUGGUGGUCGAGGACUCAGGGAUCGGCCUCAAAGCAGCCAAGGCGGCCGGCAUGACGUGCAUCGUGACCAAGUCGAGUUACACGGCGGGAGAGGACUUCAGCGCAGCGGACGCCGUGUUUCCAUCGCUCGGGGAGGACAGUGACCCGGACCGAGUAACGCUUGACCGGCUGUGUCAGUUGUUGGAGCAGGCCCAAGCCAACGCACUGGCUUGAGGCUUUACACCACCAUGUACCAUUGCGGUAUGCGUGUGAGAGAGCGUUGAACGGCUGUUGGGCUUGGCAUUUCUGUGUGUUUCACUGUCCAGGCUGCCAAUGUCCAUGGCAUGGUAGGGCCUUCACACAAGUAGACUGGGUUAAAAGCUAAGACGCGUAGGUUUGUCUUUAGGACGGCCUUGACACACGUUCGGUUUACACAGUACAGUUGUUAGUAGCAAACGGAGCAGAGUAGGGUAGUGUA